Molecule: messenger RNA, 660 nt
Organism: Dovyalis caffra
Lineage: Eukaryota; Viridiplantae; Streptophyta; Magnoliopsida; Malpighiales; Salicaceae
Source: the annotation of a GenBank genome assembly
AUGCGCAUUGCGCACCCUGUCCGCCCUCUCAUAUCAUUCACCUUCAAUUUCUCUUCCUCUCCAUUUACAAAAUAUCUUUCUAUUCUGUCUCUGACUACUGAAACAACCGAGAGACGACGACCUGUCGUUCAAUUUCCAAUGGUGGAGACAGAGGAUGUUUCGACGACGGCGAUUGAGGACGACGCUGCCAAGUACGGCUUCACUCGAUCGGAGAUGCACAAGUCCAACCUCGCGGGAACUGUUGAUCCGUACGGACGACAUGUGUUCCUUUGCUUCAAGAACCCUGACGCGUGGCUCCCUCGUGUCGAGGAAGAUGAUCUACCGAAACUUCUCUCCUCCGCUUUCAAAGCUCGAAAAGACGACAUCAAUGUUAAGACGAAGGUGACGAUAUGCGAAGGAGGAGAAGGAAGCGAGUUUGAGAACGGAGAUGUUUUGAUAUUUCCUGAGAUGAUUAAAUACAAGGGUUUGAAGGACUCUGAUGUCGAUGGUUUUGUUGAUGAUGUGCUUGUGAAUGGCAAACCAUGGGCCUCUGGGGUGCAGGAGGUGUUGACAGGUUCACAUGUUUUUGUGUGUGCUCAUGGUAGUCGUGAUAAGAGAUGUGGUGUUUGUGGACCAGUUCUUAUUGAAAAGCUCAAAGGGGGAUUGAGUCUCGAGGGUUGA